This is a messenger RNA of Pieris brassicae (large cabbage white), 7160 nucleotides long. Its product is annotated as carbohydrate sulfotransferase 3-like. The transcript is spliced from 5 exons. The record is from RefSeq and is a predicted model, not a curated record. Gene Ontology annotation, biological process: sulfur compound metabolic process; N-acetylglucosamine metabolic process. Gene Ontology annotation, molecular function: N-acetylglucosamine 6-O-sulfotransferase activity. The coding region runs from base 197 to 1402 and encodes 401 amino acids. Lineage: Eukaryota; Metazoa; Arthropoda; Insecta; Lepidoptera; Pieridae.
UCACGUAAAUACCUAUGGCGUUAGAGGUGCAAUGCGGUGUUUUUAUGGAAGCGCAAGCAAGAAAAUCGUGAUCAAAAUGAACAAUAAAACUUUAACAAAAUGAUUUUAUGUGCAAGUUAGCGUGCUCGAAAUAAAAAAAAUAUUUAUGAUUCUCUGUGAAGUUUACCAGUGAUAAUUUUCGUUGUUUUUAAUAGUAAUGUUGCGUCGAGUUAACUUUUACUCAAUAUGUAUCGCGUUCGGGCUCAGUGUUCUAUUAAUUCUUGCUGGAAGUCGGUAUACAGAUAAUACUUAUUACCGUCCAUCCCCUGAAAGUCACAGAGUUAUUGAAAUUAAUAUACCACAACAAACUCCGACUAAUCCCUAUGAUAGCUCUCUAAAUAUUGCUACAAUCAUGGAAAAAACACGAUAUAAAAUAAAAAUUGAAUUAGAAAACUAUAACUUUACAGUCUCGAGUGUGAAAAAGCUUGAAGACCUAAUAAUGGAAUCCGCUGGACAACCUUUAAGAAGUAUAAUUAUAUCUACUUGGCGGUCAGGAACCACAUUUUUGGGGGAGGUGCUUAAUUCUGUACCUGGAAAUUACUAUCACUAUGAACCACUUCUCAAUUAUGAAAUUAUACAAAUUAGAGGUUCUCCAUACUCAGACAGAGCCUUAGAGACAAUCACUAAAAUGUUAAAAUGUGAUUAUAAUGGUAUGGAUGAGUAUUUUGAGUAUGGUAAAACACAUUUACACCAAUUCAGUCAUAAUACAAGAUUGUGGGACCACUGUAAAUAUAGGAAGGAAUUGUGUUUUGAUGCUGACUUCACCUCAAAGUUUUGUAAACUCUUUCCUUUUCAAAGUAUGAAAAUAGUAAGAGUUAGGUUACACCUUAUACAACAGUUACUGGAGAACAAAGAGCUUAAUAUUAAAGUGGUCUUAUUGAUCCGAGAUCCUCGUGGAGUGAUGCAGUCCAGACAGCACCGUAACUUUUGCCAACCAUCCCCUGAUUGUUGGAAACCAGAGCUGUUAUGUGCUGAUAUGAUCAGUGAUUAUGUUGCAGCUAGCCGGUUAAUAAAGCUUUAUCCUGACAGAAUUAUAGUACAGCGGUAUGAAGAGUUAGCAUUAGAUCCAAACAGUACCGUGCCUAGUCUUCUAAAGUUCCUAGGAAUCAGUCCGACAACAUCUGUUGAAGAGUUUCUUCUCUCACACACUAAUGUUGAAGUGUCUGGUGUCAGUUCCACGUUCAGGGUCUCCCGCGAAGUGCCUUUCAAAUGGAGAAAUGUUUUAAAUUACAACUUUGUUGAGAAUAUACAGUUGGUAUGCAAAGAAGCAUUAGACCUUUGGGGAUACAAGCUGGUGCACAAUGCAACGCAUAUGAUCAGUAAGGACUUUAAUCCCUUGGCAAAUUACACAUUGAUGCAGUGACAUUUUCAUUGAUGUAUUGAUAAACACGAACCAUUCUUUUAAGGUUUGAUUUCUUCACUGAGGACUUCCUUCAUUCCACUUAAGGUAUUACGAAAUUGGCUAUCAAUCAUAUCAGUAUUAUUUCUGUGAGUUAUCAUUUUCAUUUUAAAACAUUUUAACGGAUUUUUACACCCAAAACGUUGGUUUGGAUAAAAAUUGUCAAUUGUAAUGACGAUAUAAAACAAUUUAAAGCGAAUAUUGAAGACCUAAAGCAUUCUUUAAUGAAAAUGUAAUAAAGAGAAAUACGACGCAUUUUUUGUGCUUAAAACUAAAUAUAUACGAAAAUAUGGUUCUUCAUUCCUGAAUUAUCUAAUAUUAGUGCCUUUUCACACGAUAAUAAUACGCACGUGGACUAUAACGUGAAGCGUUAUAAUUUUAUAUAAGUGAAAUUUGAUAGCCGCUGUGAACUCAUUUUUCGCUUUUAUUUAAAUUUUUUAUCAAAUAUAAUUCAUAUAGAGCCGUUAUGAACAGAUAUUUAGUUAAUAACACAUUUUCGAUUUAUUAGCGUUAUUUCUUUUUAUAUCGUAUCGUAAAAUACUCAGUAUGAAAUUGUAUUUUUGUGAAAUGGACUGACUAUUAAUUAAUUUGCCAUAAGGUUAAAGUUGGAACUGGUAUAAAUAGUUAUAUUCUUGUUUUAAUUUUGUUUUUUGGUGGAAAAAAUAAUUUAAAAAAUAGCCAAAUGACAUUUUUUUAGGUUAUAUUACGUUUGCUGUCAUUUUUCAAUAUUCACAGCGGGUACUAAGUUGCCUUAUACGGCUACUGCCAUUGCAAUUAUACACAAUCAUUGCCGAACAUUUAGUCAUAUACAUCACACUUUAGUUAAUUAGCGGACUAAUGUCCAAUUAGGGUAGUUAUUUUAUAGUUUAUUUAAUGGUAACGAACAAAUAAAAGUUCUGGUUGUGUGAAGCACCAUAGGUGUUGAAUAUCAAAACGUAAAAGAUGGACCAUGUAGGGGUAAAAUUGCUUGAUAGUGUAGACGGUUAGGUUAGCAAUUUUCACCUCUCAAAGCUAAAGUACACUGGCGAUAAUGUCAAUUGUCAAAAGUGACAUCUGACAGUGAACAUAUUAUUAAUGUGUUAAAAUUGAUGAGAAACAUUUUAAAUUUGAAUACUCGUGGAUAAUUGGAAUUAUUUUAAUUGGUUUUUUUUCUAGCAAUUAUAACGUUUAUUGAGAUUAAAGAUAAUUGAUGUAAUUACAGCAUACGUUAUGAAUUAAGACAGCAAUAUUUGUGCCUCGUAUAAAUGUCGCCAGAGUACUUUGGUUAAUGUUUAAGGCUUAGUCUACAAAUAAUUUUAGCACUCACGGAAUUGAAUAUUAAUGCUUCCAAUGUAGGUGUUUUAUUGUAGUUUAGAUAUAUUAGAUCGACAUACAUAAAUUUUGACUGAAUACCAAAUACUCGAGGGCAACUGUACUAUAAGAAGAAAAGAAAAUAACUGUCACAAGUCAUGCAUAUCAUAUAUUAUUUAAAUGACUAUGCGGAUUUAUUGUUUAAUCUAUGGACCGGGGCUUUUGUAUUGCGCUUCAAUACAUUGAACUAUCAAAUUUGAGGAUAGUAUAUUACAAAGUUUAUAUGGCUUUACAGUAAGAUUCAUCCUCGUGUUAGCGCUGAGUAUGACACUCGUAUGUCAGAAACGUGUUGCAUUUUGACAGAUGGAAGUGAUAGUUCGCGAUAACUCUCGAUUAUUAAUUACGUACAUCGACUGUAUCAAAAGUAGAAACAUUUUUAUUUUUUGAAUGAAAGAUUAUGUAUCGCGGUAAAUCUCUUUCACUAUCAAUCUUCAACAGAUUUGUUAUCAUGGCGGCUAUAAGAAAGAUUAUUUCAUAUCUUUUACUUCGAGUGAAUUAUAGUAGAGAGGUAUGUCAGGGUACCCCUACGGGAAAAUGGCGUGAAUGUAUAUAUAUAUAUAUAUGAAAAAGAAAUUCCAGACCUUAACAACAGUCAAAAUCUAUCAUAUUUGGUCGUAAAAACCGAUAGUCGUAACAGCCGAUGACGUUGUUAUUAAGUAACUUAUACAAUAGAAUUCAGCCGGGACCUUCGAUUUUGGUCAAUGUAACCGGUAUGUUGUUCUAAACGAUUAUUGUAUAGUUUUGAAGCGCAAAACAAAAUCAUUGGUCAUCGCUAGUCACAGAUUAAAAAGCGAGUGUUAUACAAAAGAAUUUUUACAAGCAAUUAAUGAUGCCUUUUUAAAUUUGGAAGGGGACUUAUGUAAAUGUAAUCUCCGUCCAGAAAUUGCGUAAAACUGUUCCUGCUGAACUAAAAAUAAAUCAAUUUGCAGUAGGUGCUAUUGGGUAGCAUUCUGUUGAAGCUUUUGCUGAAAAUAGGAAUUUGAAAGGAAUUGACAGGUUACGUUUUGUUGACGGGGACGUGUGUCACCGAAAGCAAGAAAUUGUGUACCGUUAAUUGUUUUGUUAGAGGAUAGGGAAUUACAAAUAUUUCUCUAUAAAUGCAAAAAAAAAUACUAUUAUAUCUGAACCGAUUGGAGAAAAAUGUGACAGAAUUUUAUACGAACAUAAAUUCAAUAUAUUAAAAAAAAUGUUAAUUUCUGCAGUGUCACCAAUAUAUGGCCACCGCUUAUCUAUAGUACUUGACAGAAACUUUAUUACAUAUAAAGUUUUAUAAAAAAUCAGUUUUUAGCUAAAAUACUCUUUUGUCUCUUUCUGUCAUACGGUUCACGUGAUAAAAAGAGAGUAAUACAUUCAGAAAACACUUUUUAAACGAAUGGAAGCUAUGUAUUAUUAAAAACUUAUAAUUAUUUACAUACUUUUAAUUUUAAAAAGUGUUUUCCUAAUGUGUAAAAGCUAUGUUAACAAAAGACAAUAAUAAGGGUAAUACAUUGUUAAUUUAUCUCUAAAAAUUGUUUAUACGUGAAACGAAUAACACUUGCUUUCGGUGAAUUCGUUCGUUUUUAUAAAAAGCAUCUCUCAAAUUAUAAGUGCUCAGAUAUCAUAUCGAUAAAUUAAUAUCGCCUAUAAGCGUAUACGUAUCCAGUGAUAGAUAUUGUCGAUUAAGAUGAUACCCUUAAAACUAAACAUGCAUAAUAACUAUAUCUGUAGGUUAAUACGAAACUAAUCAAAAUAAACGUAAACCUCGUCCUACGUAUAUUUAAAAAAAAUAGAUAAUGCUCAAACAAUAGACAAACGACUCGGCACUGCAUUUUUUUUUCAGAAUGACAAUGACAUUUUGACAUUUCAAUAUUUUAGACAGUGUCAUACUGAUUUAGUUUUUUUGGCAUAUUUUAGACACCACAAUACAUCAGAAUUCUUUUAGUCCUCAUUCAAUCUGGGUAUCAUCACAAUCUGGCUGCAGUAGUUUAAACAUCAUUUUGGUAGGAUAUAUUGUAAAUUUAGACGUUAUUUGUAGAGUGAAAAAAAUCGCAAAAACUUAGACUUAUGUCAUAACUGUCCAUCGAACAAAAUAUUAAUUGGUAGAAAUGUAAGAUAAUAAACACCAAACUUGUGAAUAACCGCUUAUUAAGCAACUACAUUCAAAAUGGCAGAUUGGUGGUUUUGACAGCUAAAGAAAGAUGGCAGAUUACUGUUUAAAACACGUGCGUACACUGAACAAAAUUUAGGUUAUAUGAAAAAUAUCUAAACAAAAGCUGUGUCUGUCUGAUUUGGGGAUGCCAUCUUUCUUCAUAUCUAGUUCCUACGUAAUAACACCAAAAUAUUUAAUAAAUUGUAAUUUUAAAUUGGCAACACAAUGGUGUGUCUUCGCUUAGAUUUACGAAAUUAUUUUAUUAAUCUAACUCACAAUUAUUAUGGUCAAUUUGUCUGAAAACGGUCAUAUUGCACUAGUAAUAAAGCUUGUAAAGUUGCAAAAUAUAUUCUAAAAUACGAUUUUAAUAAAUUUAAGACCGUGGUAUUCAAAUGUUAGUUCUAAUGAUACUUAAAGUACACGUUACUGUAGAUGUUACUUUUAAUAAUUUACUAUUAUAAGUCACUUUAUUACUCUCUAACAUUGUUUAAUAAUAUACUCUUGUGAGAUACGCCUAGCGUGAGUUGAUAUCGAAUAAAACGUUAACGAAUAACGAGGUGUACGAUAUUUAAAGUUUACCACACUCAAUGAUCGGAUUUCAUUCUUUAUCAACUCUCUCUAAAUCAAUUUGCCCCUGGCAUUUAAGUGUUGUACAAUUAUCUUUUAAUUAGGAGAAAUCUUUCAGAUUGGUUCGUUCGUUCGUUUUAAUUUUUUGCAUGAUACAUUGUAUCACCAUAUUCUGUACAUUAUGCAAUAAUAAUAUUACACUACUUUUGAACUCAAUUAAGUCAAUACGCAUCAAUUACUAUGUUUUAAGAUGACAAGCUUCCUGAUAGAUUUGACAAUAUUAUCAUACAUGCAUAUGUACAUAAAUAUUUAAUAUAUUGCAUGACUAGGGUACUUGUUGGCUCUGUAUCAUAAAAAUUACAAAUGCCAAAUGGCAUGUCACGUGCCACAGCCUGGCAUAUUAGGGUUCCCAACUUUUUACGAGUAAAGAGUUAAUGUGUUUAAAUUGUUUGUGUUUGACGUAGAUUUUUUAAAAGAACUCUGCUUUUUGGGAGUCCUAGGCACAGUACAUAUAGCAUGUCAAAUGUCAGAUGACUAGACAAAUGUCAAGAGGCAUGUUUAAUGUCGUCGUAACACGCACAAUUACACUAAAUAGGGAAUUGUUGAUUAGAAGGAAUUGCGUAGUGAUAGAAAAACGGUUGAUAUAGACUAGCUUUAAGAUAUGAGACGAAUGACUUACUUUAUGUUGGUUUCAUGAAGUUUUUUUUCUACCGAAAAGUAUAGUGCUAUAUGUUUUUACAAACUUUGGCUUGUGGGUCAAAAGCACUAUAGAUUUUCUUUGUCUAUCUUAUUGAAUUCAGGAAAAUUUUAUUUACAAAUGUAUUAUUAUUUUUUAUAUCUUGACUGAUUUAUUGAAAAAUAACAAUGUCUUUGUUAUUUUUAUGAACGGAGCCUGAAACUGGCUGGAACCAGUGAAAUUUUUUUACUAUCAUAUCAUUAGAAAUUGUAGUCUUAUACUCAUAUGUUAUUUUUAUAAUUUAAUCGCCAAAAUGUAUUAUAUUUUAUCUAUUUAUUUUGAAUUAUAAGUGAAUUUUUUAUAUUUUUGUUGUUCGCAUUUUAUAAAUUACAGUUAUAAGCUUUAGCUAUUAGUGUUUAUAGCUUGGCAAAAAGUCGGGUAGAAUGAAAAAUAUUGUUCACUUGUUAAAAUGUUUUGUCAAUUAAUAUUUAUUUUAUAUUCCCGGAAUCCAUAGCCAAAAUACAAUAUAUUUUUAUAUUCUUGAAUCUACGACUCGUUCAAAAUAUGUUUGGUAAAUUGGAUAUAGAAACUGGGCGUUCAUUCAGCCUUGUUAUAAUUGUCAUCUCUAGUGUGUGUGGAACUCGAAUGAAACGUAUUGCAUUUUUAUUAUCAACAAACAUAUUAACAUACAAAUUAUGUUAAUAUAAAUAGCGAAUAAUGGAAUCAUUAACCGUAUUUAACUUCCUAAAUGUUUAAAGAGCUUCAAAACUAUCGUUUCGGAUAUACGUUACAUUCGAUUUGAACACGGACUAGGCAUGAUAGGAAAGGAUUUUUUACGACUUUUGCCAAGCUUAGCGAAAUGAAAGCAAUAAUUACGAAACGAUAAUAUAGGUUUUAAGGGUAGCCUUAUUAGAAGUAAGAAAAUGUUAAAUUAUUCUUUAGCACGGCCGGCGUUAACGCAUUGUAAUAUGUUUUUAAUUGAAUAAAGUCAUAGGAUCAGA